Molecule: messenger RNA, 3100 nt
Organism: Periophthalmus magnuspinnatus
Lineage: Eukaryota; Metazoa; Chordata; Actinopteri; Gobiiformes; Gobiidae
Product: myelin transcription factor 1-like
Exons: 18
Coding region: 348-2957 (869 amino acids)
Biological process (GO): regulation of transcription by RNA polymerase II
Cellular component (GO): nucleus
Molecular function (GO): RNA polymerase II cis-regulatory region sequence-specific DNA binding; DNA-binding transcription factor activity, RNA polymerase II-specific; zinc ion binding
Source: RefSeq, a predicted model, not a curated record
AACCAGAGUCACCAGAGGUUUCCUUGGAACCUGAAGAAUCAGUGUCUCCAGAGGUUCCAGAAGAAGAAGCUGCUUCAGAGGGACUAGAAGAUCACUACAACAAUGUCCUUCCAAUUCCAGAAGAGGAUAAUGCCCAUCUGAAGCUUACAUCUGAAUGCCAGUCCUCUGAAGACACAGCAGAGAACACAGUGGAGGAGGUCCAGCCAUGGGGGAGCCCUGAUGACCUACCUGAGGAACUCCCUGAGGAGGUCCCUGAGCAUGCAGACACAGAGCAGCAGGUGCAAUGCACCCCGCUGGACCAUCAGUACUCCAGUGGAGACUACUGCCACGGGGUUAAAGACAGCAGCAUGAGACAGGGCAAAGAGGAGGAGGAAGAUGAGGAGGAAGAGGAGGAGGGCUUCUACCAGGACAGCCCCACCUCCCUGAGCCUCUGCAGCCAAGACUCCCACACGGAGAUGGUCCUCAGAGAGAAGCUCUCCACUCCAGAGCACCCAGAGGAAGAAGAGCAGCAGAAUGAGCAGGGACCAGAGGUGCUAGAAGACUCCAACAAGAGCUCACCUGCUACAGUGGUCAUCGAGGUCCACUCGGACGAUGAAGAGGAGGAGGACGCCGGUUCUGAGGGGUCAGGGGUCACUGAGGGGUCAGGGGUCACAGAGGGGUCAGGGAUCACUGAUGACUCGGACGACUGGGACAUGACUCGAGGAAACCUGCUUCUGCUGGAGCAGGCCAUUGCUCUGAAGGCAGAGGAGGUAAAGGGAACACAGGGACACAGUGGACUCACUGUCCCCCAAGGCCCACGCAGGAUUCCCCACCACAGCAAAGAUAAGAAAGAGGUGAAGUGUCCGACACCAGGCUGUGAUGGGACGGGUCAUGUGACAGGCCUGUACCCACACCACCGCAGUCUGUCGGGUUGUCCGCACAAAGACAGGAUCCCUCCGGAGAUUCUGGCCAUGCAUGAAAACGUCCUCAAGUGUCCCACCCCAGGAUGCACAGGACAGGGACACGUCAACAGUAACCGCAACACUCACCGCAGUCUGUCCGGCUGUCCCAUCGCUGCGGCCAAGAAGCUGAACCGCAGUGUGAGUCAGGACAAGCCCAUGCCCUCCUCCAGCGACCUGUCCAACUCCGACCGCGUACUCAGGCCCAUGUGUUUUGUAAAGCAGCUGGAGAUCCCUCAGUUUGGCAGCUACCGGCCCAGCACUGCCACACCCACGCCCCGAGCCAACCUGGCAAAGGAGCUGGAGAAGUACUCCAAGGUCUCCUUCGACUAUGCAAGCUUUGACGUUCAAGUGUUCGGCAAGAGGACCCUCAUCCCCAAAGCUCCAGGCCCCAGCACAGACAGCUCACCCAAAGCCUUCAAGAGUAAAGUGUUCCCCAAGCCCCCGUCCCCCAGCCCCUCAGCCUCAACUGGGUACACUUCUGUUGCCGGGUACUCCUCCACGGGUAAUCCCUCCUCAGAGUACGACUACAGUCAGGACGCAGAGGCAGCUCACAUGGCAGCCACCGCCAUCCUCAACCUGUCCACACGCUGUUGGGAGAGUGGGCAACCGCACCCACAACCACCGCACCCACCUCACCAGCCACACCCGCCUCAACCUCCCACCGCCAAGGACUCUGGCAUUGAAGUGGAUGAAAACGGUACACUGGACUUAAGCAUGAAGAAGAAGAAGGAGGAGCAGGCGGCCCCGGAGACCCCCCACCCCCCCUCCUCUGUCACACCCACCCCUCUCACGCCCUCCUCCCUCCCCCCCUCCUCACAGCUCGACUGGUCCGAGCCUCUGGACUGCAGCACCACCAGCGGGGUGAAAGAGGAGGAGGGCGAGGAGGACGAGUACGUGGUGCGCUCAUACAGCUCAUCCGACGCAGACGAGGAUGACCAGGAUGCGCUGGAGGACAGGAGAUACCCCGGAGAGGUGACCAGCAGCUGCUUCAAGCUCAAGCUGCAGAGCAAGGACAGCCGCAAGGAGACGCUAGUAUGUCCCACUCCGGGCUGUGAUGGGAGUGGACACAUCACCGGGAACUAUGCGUCACACAGGAGUCUUUCUGGGUGCCCUCUGGCUGAUAAGUCUCUGCGGACCCUCAUGGCGGCACACACGGUCGAGCUGAAGUGCCCCACGCCCGGCUGCGACGGCUCAGGACACAUCACCGGGAACUAUGCCUCCCAUCGAAGUCUAUCAGGGUGUCCACGAGCCAAGAAAGGAGGGAUCAAAUCCACCCCGACCCGAGAUGAGAAGGAGGACUCCGAGCUCAUAAGGUGUCCUGUCCCGGGCUGUGACAGUAUGGGCCACAUCAGUGGGAAGUAUGCCACUCACCGCAGUGCGUACGGCUGCCCCCUGGCGGCUCGGAGGCAGAAGGAGGGUCUGCUGAACGGGAUGCCCUUCUCCUGGAAGGCCUUCAAGAGCGAAGGGCCAACCUGCCCCACCCCGGGCUGUGACGGCUCCGGACACGCCAACGGGAGCUUCCUCACACACCGCAGUUUGUCGGGCUGCCCUCGAGCCUCAGCCAAUAAGAAGAGAGCCAAGCUGCAGGGAGACGACUUCAUGACGGCCAAGUUCAGAGCCAGCGAUGUGCUGGACAACGAUGAGGAUAUCAAGCAACUGAACAAAGAAAUCACCGAGCUCAAUGAGUCCAACUGUGAGAUGGAGGCAGACAUGGUCAACCUACACACUCAGAUCUCCACAAUGGAGAGGAGCCUGAAGAACAUGGAGGAGGAGAACAAGCAGAUUGAGGAGAACAACCAGGCCCUGUACCUGGAGCUGUCAGGCCUGAGCCGGGCCCUCAUCCACAGUCUGGCCAACAUCAGGCUGCCCUCUCUGGAGCCUCUUUCGGAGGAGAACUUUGAGCGUUACGUGGACACGCUCACAGACAUGUUCUCCAACAGAGAGUGCUACCAGAACCCGGAGAACCGCGCCCUACUCGAGUCCAUCAACCAGGCUGUCAAAGGCAUCGCUGUGUGAGGCCAGAGACCGCCCCAACCAGCCUGGAGUUCUCCCUCAAUAUAAUCUCACCUCUCCUCCCUCACUCCUCUAUCUGAUCUCUCUUUUGUCACUCCUUUGUUCCUUUAUCACUUCUCCUUUUUCCUUAAACUCACUUUUUCUCC